UGGCCGUCGGGGGAGCUGGUCAGGCCCAGGCUGGCUGGAUUGUGGACAAUCACGCUGCACUCACCUCUUGCUGAGCCCACAGCCACUCUGGGAUGCAGAGGCCAGGCUCCGGACGCGCAGGCUCAGCGGCCAUGGCUCACAGGCCCAGCCGCUCCGCGGCAUGUGGGAUCUUCCCAGUCCGGGGCAUGGACCAGUGUCCUCUGCAUCGGCAGGCGGACUCUCAACCACUGCGCCACCAGGGAAGCCCCAAAUGAUGCCUCCGACCCCAGAGCAGCCCUCUGGGCACAUGGAGGGGCCCCCUGCAUCAGAGGCCUCCUCAUGGCCCCCGCUGCCCUGCGGGCCCUGUGUCCCCAUCAUGCUGGCCCUGGCCGCCCUGGCUGCUGUCUUCCUCCUGACCACGGCCGUGUUGGCCGAACGCCUGUUCCGCCGCUCCCUCCGCCCAGACCCCAGCAUCUGCGCACCCACCCUGGUCUGGCGCCCGGGAGGAGAACUAUGGAUUGAGCCCACGGGCACCCCCCGAGAGCGCUCCGAGGAUUGGUAUGGCUCCGCGGUCCCCCUGCUGAUGGACCGGGCCCCAGACCCACCCACCCAGGGGGGCGCCUUGGAGGCACGAGUGACAGCCCCACCUGCCCCUUCAGCCCCAUACUCCCCUCCCAGCUCCUUGGUCCCCCAGACCCCACCAAACGCCCCAACCCGUAGCACCUUCUGGAGGCCCCAGGUCUGGGAGGAGAGGCCCCACAUCCCAGGCCUGGUGAGCUGGGCUGAGCCUGAACAGAGGCCAGAGGCCAGUGCGUAUCCAGGGAGCCCCCAGGCCCGGAGGCUGCGGCCAGGAAGCCCCGAGCCUGAGUGGGGCCUCCAGCCUCGGGUCACCCUGGAGCAGAUCUCAGCUUUCUGGAGGCGUGAAGCCCGGACCAGCGUGAGUUUCUGAAUCCCCAGGGCCUGGAGGACUGGCCUCCCAGAGACCCCUGGGGGAGGCCCAACCUCAGAGGGAUCCUAAGACCCUGAGGCUCCUGAGAACCUGAGCUGACAGCUGAGGCCCCGGGAAAGAAUGCCCCUCCCAGCCCUUUAACUUCUGGGUUUCGGUUCCCCUGGAUCUGGGCCUGGGCAACCUGGGUGUGGACAGAGCCUGCGCUGCGCUGCGGGGCAAGCUCAGAGGUGCCUUUGCUUAGCUGCCCGGGGCGGGGGCUUAGAGAACUGGAGUUGCGGCCACCUCUGGGCCAGAAACUGCCAAGAUCACAUUCCAGAUGACGAACUCAAGGUACCAGACAGACAGGGAAUAGCAUCAACGCCGCGGCUCCCACCCUCCUUCAGUGUGUGCCUAAGAUGCCGACAUCGGAUGCAGAAGAACAGAGUGUGGUGAUGACAAGGGUCAGCCGUGCUAGCAGGGGAUGACGGGAAUUCAGCUUCCCAGAGCCACAGCAUCCCUCCAGAAAAACACAUACAGAGAGGUCAAGGUCAGGCAAAAGAGCAUCUUAUUACAUAUAAACUGUGGCCUUGACCCCCACCUCGCAACAAGAGGCCAUCUCUUGCCUGCACCUGGGACCCAGAGUCGCACAAGGCCGGCGGGCAGCAUGUCCUCUCGAGGCCGCCGCAUCCCAACCCUCUGGAUCUUACCCUUCCACGGUGAGGGGAGCCCAAGCCAAGGAGAUCUGAGUUCGAUCCGGUGUGGAAAGGAACGUUCUCCCAGAACGUGGCCCCUGGCCGUCUUCCCUCCCAGCUUCUUGGAGUGGUCCAGAGAGACAGAGUUGCCCCAAGACAGGCUUACUUAUGAUGCUCCACCCCACAAAAAUGGAGCCCCAAUAUCUGUAUCAGCUGACCUCCCCUCUGGGCGCAGAGCCAGGUGUUGGGGGGAGGCGAAGGAGUUUCCGUUCGCUGGGCUCUGACUUCUCAAACCUCAGUCCUGAAUGUUAGGAUUUUGCCAUGUCAGUUAC
Messenger RNA from Globicephala melas (long-finned pilot whale), 1931 nucleotides. Lineage: Eukaryota; Metazoa; Chordata; Mammalia; Artiodactyla; Delphinidae. The record is from RefSeq and is a predicted model, not a curated record.